AUGGCGUUCAAAGGAACAUGGCAUCGUGGCGACGGUGGUGGUGGUGGUGCUUCUGGCGAUCGUCGUUAUACAUCAUCAACAGAUUCAUUUUCAUCAUUUGUUAUACCUCCACAAGGUGUACCUGGAAAUCAAAUGGGUUUAGCACCAAUGAAUUAUCAAACAAAUCCUAAUGCUAUGUAUUCGGUAAUGAAUCCAGGUUCAUCAAUGAUGCCAUCGGCUAAUUAUUCAUCAGCAACAAAAAGUUUACCAUAUACCGGUACUGUAUCAAAUAUGUAUCGAGAUUUUGGUGUUAUUGAUAAUGAAAUUUCAUUCAAAUUAAAUACGGUAUCUGGUCCAUUACCACGUGUUGGUGAUCGCGUUGUUUGUCAAAUGAAACCAGCUGAAGGUUUUGGUACUCAAACGCCUUAUAAAUAUUAUGGAUUUGAGGUUCGAUCAGUUCAAACACCGACUGAUACGCGACGACCUUCACGACCAACAGGAGGACCACAACAAAUGUCACGUAAUACUGAUUCAUAUAUGAAUCGUAACCAAAAUCGAAAUCAACCAUCAAAUGUUAAACGACCAUUACCAAAUAAUAAUAAUAAUAACAUUGAUCAUCAUCAUCAGUAUAAUAAUAAUAAUCAAAAUCGUGAUCGACAUGGACCAAUGAAUAAUAGUUCAAUUAAUGAACGACGUCGUUCAAGUCCAGUAAGACGUAGUCGUUCACGUACAAAUAAAGUGAUGACACCUAAACGUAGUUCUCGGGCACCACCACCAAAAUAUACUUGUACAUUACCAAAAGCAUCACUUGAUUGUUCGGAAUUAAAUCUUACUCAAAUACGUUCACGUUAUACACGUUUACAUAUUCCAUCGGAUUUUUAUCAUGCAUCAUAUUCAUGGCAUCAAGCAAUACCACUUGAUCAUCCAUUAAAAUUUAUAACACCGUGUUCAUUUCAUGUAUUUAAUAAAAAUGUCCCACGUUUAUUUAAUGAUAAUGUAUCAAUUAUUGAUCCACCUGAUGUAAAUUAUACAUGGAAUGUUCGAGUAAUGUUAAUGUCAUCACCCGAUAUUCAAACAUUAAUAUCUCGUUCAUGUUUAAUUAAUAAUGAAAAUGGAAAAACAUUAACAAUUAAUCCAGAUGAUUUAGAACAUCCAACAAAAUUAAUUAAAUUUCUUGUUGGUGUUCGUUAUCAAAAUGAAUAUUUUCCAUUAGGUGGUCCAUGGUCUCCAUCACUUGAUGGUUCAAAUCCUGAAAAUGAUCCUCAAGUAUUAAUACGUACAGCUAUUCGUUGUGUUCAAGCACAAACUGGCAUUGAUUUAAGCAAAUGUAUUCAAUGGUAUGAUCAUGAUAUUGAAACACGUAGUGCAUCUCAUCAUUCAUCUAUUGAGAUUGAAAAUCUUCGUGUUAUUGAUCUUAAAGCAGAAUUAAAAGCACGUGGACAACAUGUUACUGGUUUAAAAAGCGACUUAAAAAAACGUUUAGCAAAAAAUAUUCAACAAGAAAGAAUUGAUGAAGAAAAACCGGAAUCAUCUGCUGAUAAUAAUGAUGAACAACAAUCUUCAACAACUCCAACUGAAACUGGAUCAAAUACAACUAAAAUUGAAACAAAAGAACAUACACAAGCUGAUAUUGAUAAACUACGUAAAGAAAUUGAAGCCAAAUAUCAACUUCCAUCACAUCGCACAAUACUUGUUCAUCCAACAAUAGCUAAAGGAGAUAAAUUUGAUUGUCGUAUUGUAUCUCUUCAUUAUUUGCUUAAUUAUGCAAAUAAAGACACAAUCAAAGAAAAAUGCUUCGAAUUAUAUCUUUUCUCUGAAGCUUUUAAUGAAAUGCUUAUGCGUGAUUAUUCUUAUCAUAUUUAUCGAUCAUUAUAUAGUUGUUUAGAAGUAAAAGAUACAAAUAUUGAAACUGAAACAACAACUACUGAACAUAAGGAUGAUCAACAAGAACAAAAUGAAACAAAAAUUGAUAAUAAAGAAGAACAAAUUGAAUCAAUGAUAACAAGUAAUGAUGAUGUUAUUCUUCCUGGUCUUGAUUUAAAUACAGAAGAAAAUGAGAAAAAACGUAAACGAUCCACAAGUGAAGAAGAUUCAUCAUCUCAACGAAAAAAAUCAACACAAGAAGAAACAAUGGAAAAAAGUCCAAAUGAUGAACAGAAAUCAACAUUAACUAUUGCACAAACUCGUCAACGUACAAUUCAUCCUGAAUUAUUACUUGCAUUUACAUUUUUUGAUCGUAAUCGUUGUAGUUAUUUAACUGAAAAAGAUCUUGAAGAAAUUCUUUUACUAUCAGGUUUAUCAUUAACAAAAAAUGAAGCUAAAAUGUUAGUUAGUCGUAUAGCUCAUAAUGAAAAAGUUCCAUAUCACCAAUUAACUGACAAAGCUUUGCCAAUUGAUGAUUAUGAUAACGCAAAUCAUAUUGAAACAAAUGAAACUGAUAUUGAUCCACUUUCACCAAAAGGUAACUUACUUCUUUUACCACAACAUAUGUCUAUAUUUGGUUUGCGUUCAUCAAUAACAAAUAAUGGAAAUCAAUUAAUAACAUCAGUUGAUAAUCAACGAGCAAUGAAACAAUUAGAAAUGUCGAAUAAAAUUCAAACAGGACUUGAAUUAAAAAUUGAUACAUUAAAAAAAGAAAUUCAUAAAUUAACUGAUGAAUUACAUGCAACACAAAAAAGUAGUCGUUCUUAUAGUGAUCAAUUAACCGAUACAAAAAAACGUCUACGAGACACUCAACAUGAUCUUAAAGAACUUGAAGAUAAAUAUAAACGUUAUUCCGAUGCACUUUAUCGUGUUCGAAGUGAAUCUCGUUCAACAUUUGAUCAUUUAACACAUGUACUUGGCAUUAAAGAAAAACAACCAUCACAAACACGAAAAUCCGAAGAUGAUACUAAGAAAAAUACUGGAAUGAAAACAGAAGCAAAAUCAUCGAAUGAAUUAGAUAAAACUAAACAAACAGAAAAACCUAUUGACCAAGAAUCAAUAACUAAAGUUGAAGGUAAAAAUUCUUAUAUGGGUAGAAUUAGUGAAAACAGGACAUGA
Molecule: messenger RNA, 3021 nt
Organism: Rotaria sp. Silwood2
Lineage: Eukaryota; Metazoa; Rotifera; Eurotatoria; Philodinida; Philodinidae
Source: the annotation of a GenBank genome assembly